Molecule: messenger RNA, 2250 nt
Organism: Aspergillus niger
Lineage: Eukaryota; Fungi; Ascomycota; Eurotiomycetes; Eurotiales; Aspergillaceae
Exons: 2
Coding region: 1-2250 (749 amino acids)
Biological process (GO): attachment of mitotic spindle microtubules to kinetochore
Cellular component (GO): Ndc80 complex
Source: RefSeq, a predicted model, not a curated record
AUGUCGCAGGAUACAGGAUUGUUCAGCAUCAGGCGCACCCGCGAGCUGUCUCAGUCUAUGGCGAUGGGUAGCCAAAAUUACUCCGCUCUUCCGCAACCCUCCUCGGCCUUGAAGCGCACCAGCUCCAUUGGGUACCAGAAUCCUCCUUUCACCUCUCAGCACACGCGUAUGUCGCUUCUCAACUCCGCCAGUCGCCCCCAACAGCCCAACUUUCAGCGUUCUUCUUCUGGUGGAGGCUUUGGUGCCGAUGCCGGUCUCUCAUCAGUCAGACGCUCCGUCUCCAGUAAUAUGUUCCAUGGUCCUAGUGUCGGGCGCCCAAGCUUUGCUCCCGGGCCGAUGUCGUCGCAAAGCACAGCAGGGUCGCAAGGAUUGCAACGGAGGAGUAGUGUCUUUUCACGACCAUCUGUGGGUGGCGCCAUGGGUCAUCAUUCUUUCUUCACUCAAGUCCCGUCAGUUGCUGGUGUCCCCAGGGACCCACGGCCACUCAGGGACAGGUCUUUCCAAGCUCGUAUUGGACAAGAGCUCUUGGAAUAUCUGACGCAUAACAAUUUUGAGCUUGAGAUGAAGCAUUCACUGGGGCAGAACACCUUACGGUCUCCUACUCAAAAAGAUUUCAACUACAUCUUCCAGUGGCUGUAUCAUCGCAUUGAUCCCGGGUACAAGUUUCAGAAGAGCAUGGAUGCGGAGGUACCACCUAUUCUCAAGCAACUACGUUACCCCUACGAAAAGGGUAUCACUAAGUCGCAGAUUGCGGCUGUGGGAGGCCAGAACUGGCCGACAUUCCUCGGUAUGCUGCAUUGGUUGAUGCAACUCGCUCAGAUGAUGGAUCGAUAUUUGCUCGGGGAAUACGAUGAAGCUUGCGCAGAGAUGGGAGUCGAUGUAUCCGGCGACCGGAUUAUCUUCCGUUUCCUUACAAGUGCCUACCAUGACUGGCUGCAAGGCGGGGAAGAUGAGGAUGACGCAACAGCAGAGAAGAGACUAGUACCUCACGUCGAAAUGAUGGCCCAGGAGUUUGAAAGAGGAAAUGAAAAAUAUGUUCAAGAGAUGGAGUCUUUGGAAGCCGAAAACCGAGCGCUACGUGACCAGAUUGAAGAGAUGGAGAAGAACGCUCCGGACAUGGCCAAGCUAGACAAGCACUUCAGGAUUUUGGAGGACGACAAGAGGAAGUUUGAGGACUACAACCAGAAUGUCCAGGGCAAGAUCGAGAAAUAUGAGACCCGUAUCAAAUUCCUGGAUGACGAGCUUAAGAAGACGGAGGAUGACCUGCAAGCCGCCGAAGAGGAGCGGGCUGGGCUUCAGGCCAGUGUUGACCAACAAGGCCUGACAAUCCAGGAUAUUGACCGUAUGAACACGGAACGUGAACGCCUGCAGAGGAAUCUUGACGAUACGGUCAAUCGGUUGGAAGAAACGCACGCGCGGGUCAUGGCAAAGGAGGCCGAGGCUAGUAGAAAACUCGAAGAUUUAGAGGAGAUCGUCAAGGUCUACAACACGCUCGGAUACCAGAAUAGUUUGAUUCCUUCGUCAGCUGUCAAUGCCAAGGGCGACGAUUACGAACUCAGUCUCAACGUCAACGAGAGCAAUUUCUCCGCCUCUCAGGUCGGUGGUCUAGCGAACCGAAUCUCUACCGAUGGAGAUCGACUAUUGGCGGACCCGUUCACUGGCUAUCACCCAGCACACUUGCUCAACCUCGAUCUCCGCGGCAUCGUGCGCAGCAAUCUACAGGCUCUCCGGAAGGAGAUCAACGAGCGCCGGAAGCGUGCCAUUGAUGAUGACUUGGAACGACGCAAUCUCUUGGACAACAUCAAGGAAGCAAUGGACGAGAAGCGAAGCGAGGUUGAGGCUUUGGAGCAUAAGGCACGUGCCGCUGAAGAGGAAUUCGAGCGGCUCAAGGAGGUCACCACAACGCAGAAGCUUGCUUCGGAUGCACAGAUUGAAAAGAUGGAGAAGGAGCUGGCCAAGAUGCGAGCCACGUUGGGCGAAAGCGUCCAACUGAUGGAGCAGCGCGAGAUGAAUACUAACAUUGAGUAUGAACAAUUGACUCUCCGCGCAAAUGCGUUGCGUGAGGAGCUACACACCAAUGUGGAGAGCAUGCUGAACGAUGUCAUCCGUUUCAAGGUCCAUAUUCAAAAAGGUCUGGAAGACUACGAGAGCUUUGUUGUCGACGAGGUCGAGCAGGAAUUGGGUGGUGACAUGCAGUUUGCAGAUGAGGACAUUGAAAUGGGAGUUGAAGAGGAAGAGGAGGAGCUUUGA